Messenger RNA from Trypanosoma rangeli, 1131 nucleotides. RefSeq lists its product as uncharacterized. The record is from RefSeq and is a predicted model, not a curated record. Lineage: Eukaryota; Euglenozoa; Kinetoplastea; Trypanosomatida; Trypanosomatidae. The transcript has a single exon. Bases 1 to 1131 code for a protein of 376 amino acids.
AUGACGGAGGCGGAGGUUGAGGGAAAGCACUGCAGCCACAAGCCGGAGCCUCUGAGAGGGAUGCGGGCGAGUGUGCAGUCUGCUGAUGGUGAUGGCGAGGGGGUAACAACUAAUGGUGACCAGAGUGAAAUUGAUGAUGUGCAAGGAAGCGAUCCUGGAACUGCCGGCGGAGGAGAGCCCACGCAGCAAAGUGAUGACGAAAAUGGGUCAGGCUCAGAGAGGGCGCUGGAAGAGCCAAACUCCACUGGGUUAGAGCAGAAUUCGGAAGAGACAUCACCACCACGGCCACCAGCGCCUGAAGCACCAAAAAAAGAGAAAGAAAACCGGACAGGCGAGGUGAAGAACACUGAAUGUGCUCUGGAAGAAGAAGGACCUGAAGUUUCAGGGAAACGUGAAAUGCAGGGGUGUGGAACAUCAAGGAAGUCGGAGGACGGUUUACAGAGUUCAUCAUCAGAGGAAAACUUGUCUUUGACGAACCCAGGAAAAGAGGAUUCAUCGCCAAAACCCGCUAGCGAGGGAGAAACCGGUAACAAUAACGUUGGGAAGGGUGCCAAUGCCGAACAGCAAAGCCAGCAGCAGCAACGACAGUUGGAAGAGAGUGGGGCACAGGAAGACACAAAAGCACGCGAAACAUCAGAAGAAAAAGCUGCAGCUUUGCCCACAAGCCAACAAAACCAUCCUUCACAGCCACAGACACGUGCACAAGAGACUCAAAACGGGGUGGAUGCCACGAAACAAUUGAGCAGCAGUGACGCCGCAGGCCCACCGGGUGUUACAACAAGUCAGAUAUCAGCUGGAAGUCAUGCGCAAGCAACUCCAUCACCCACCUCUGAAACUGGAGAUGGCACCGCUGGCACUCAGGCGGAAGACUCCACAGAGAAGAACUCCAAAGGAAAGACUGAGUCAGACUCUUCAGUAGCUCCACACGGCCAGCAGGAUGUUGCUACCGCGGGCGCAAAGACGAGCGGUGACAAGGAACCUGCAGCGGCAGCCGAGGGCGCCGUCACCAACAAAAACAACUCAGCGAUUACGGCUGACAGUGACAGCAGCGCCGCGGCCUCGCACUGCAUCUCCCCCCUUGCGCUUCUUCUUCUUGCGUGUGCGUCCGCUGCUGCGAUGGUGAUAGCGUGA